AUCUCCAUACAUGCUUCACAUACAGGUAUACAUGCACAUACAUACAUGCUUCUAUAUCUACUUCUAUAUGGCAACCAGAGAAUAGAUCAUCGAAAGCAACGUGUCUGUGCUUGAGAGGACCAAAUUAAGCCUGAUCUCCUCUUUAUAGAGAUCGAUAUAUGGCUGAUAACAGGGGCAAUAAAUUAAGCAUUAGGGAAGGAUUUAAGUACCAUUUCGAUGGUGCUAGCAGUACUGCUUCGGGUGAAGAUGCGGCCCUGAAAGAGCAAGAUCAGUUGCAGCUCCCCAUAGCUAAUGUUGGGAGGAUCAUGAAGCAGAUUCUUCCUCCAAACGCCAAAAUCUCCAAGGAAGCCAAAGAAACCGUGCAAGAGUGUGUUUCCGAGUUCAUCAGCUUUGUUACUGGAGAAGCCUCGGACAAGUGUCACAGGGAGAAGCGCAAGACAGUGAACGGGGAUGAUAUCUGUUGUGCCAUGGCAACCCUAGGAUUUGAUGACUAUGGAGAGCCGUUGAGAAGGUAUUUGGAUAGGUAUAGGGAGUUGGAAGAGGAGAGAGCCCAACAAGGCAAGUUCUGCAACACUGAAGAAAAGAACAUGAAGCAUGGUAACAAUCUCUAGUACUCUUAUAUAUAUUUAUAAACAUUUUGAUGCUGAUCGUGAUAUCUUAGACACUUCAUCAUGUUCACAUAGUAGGUUGGUGGGGGUGGGGGAGAGGGCUGAUUUUAGGUACUACUUGUGUGCAAACUGAUUAUUGACUAUGGAUCUUCAAUUGAUCAAUGUUCUUAGCUUAGGUAUUAUAUGAAAUUAAUCAAAUUCUUGUGUCCUUUUUUCUGGAUUAAUUAUGAGGUUAAUUUGUUGCAUGAAACGUGACAAGAAAUUAAAUAUGACCAAAUCUCAAUAUAAUUACUAAGUUUUUUAUUAGUUGUGAAAAUAUCAUGUGUCUGCAUAUAUAAGUGUCUUAUAUAUACUAGUGGUGGGGUUUUAUUAAUUAUACUUUUAGAUCUUUGGGAAAUUCAUGUAUGAUCAUGAUCAAGUUUUCUAGAUCGAUCAGAGAUAGGGUCACCAGCUUGGUCCCAAUUCACAACAAUAUAUAAGAACAAUACUGAAAAACUUGAGGUUGAUUAACUUCAGAUGUGAUUGAUGAGCCCAACAAUAAAUAGUACUCAUGUAGUCAUGUGAUAUUUGCAGUAGUUCCAGGUUUGGUAAAUGUGGGUACGUUUGGUGGUUGAUGGUGGCGCUGGAUGUGGUGGGAUCGACGAGGUGGUUGGGGAUCUCUGUGGAUCGAUCGAGGGUCUGAGUCCAUUGUUGUUUUGCCUUUUGUUUGUUUGUUAUGAUCAGAAAGUUUUUAAGUGAAUCAAAUCACUUGAAUUUGAAUAUUGAUCAUGAAUAAAUCGUUGGGGAAGAGACUAGAGAUCUAGAGAUCAGAGGGUGAGUCGUCAGUACUUGAAUUUGCUAUGUCGGUGGAAGUACCGGGCUUCAUGACUGACUUUGAAGUCAUGUUCGAGUACUAGAUCGAGCUAUAAAAGAUUAAUUUGAAUGAACUGUACGGAACCGGCCAUAUUCUAAAAACCUCAAAGAAUGAGAAACGGCCAACAAGAUUCAACCUCGGGAACAAUAUUCUUUAAGUCUCCAACAAAAAUACUCUUCUGGACCACCUGAUCAUAAAAACUAGAAGGAACGGAGGGAACAGAGAAAUAUGCUGCAUCUUUCACAUAAGGGUACUGAUCGAUCAUGUUAUAGGGCAGCAAUCACGUGUAGCUUUAUCGGCUUUUUGGAGCUACAUUGGGCGCCGGUGAACUAGUCUUUUCUAAACUCAAAUGAGUUUAGUCCUGCGAUAGAUGAUUGUCUAAGAUGUCAUGGUCUUUGGGAAGAUUUGUUCUUGUAUAGAGAUAAAAAGGAAGAGAUCUAGAAAACAAUGCAUGGGAGUCAAAACUAUUUUAUGGCUUUUAAACUAGCUAGGGUUUCUCAUCUCAUAUUAAUUAGGCUCUACAUGAAACAUAUAUAUAUAUAUAUAUAUAUAUAUAUAUACUGCCUCGUGUGUUUUUCUUCAUGAUCAUUGCAAAACAGAAGCGAGAUUAAUGGCAUGAUCAGAUUUUAUACAGGAAAGAGUGGAUUAAUAUAUAGAACCUAGAUGCUAUUGAACCAGUGGUAUUACUAGCUGGCUAGCUAGCUAGGCACUGAACUAGUUAGAUAGAUUUGGAUAUCAGAAUACCUUGUGUCUUUUAUAAUUGCAAGGGAAUUUAUAAGUACUUGCCCUUGGCAUGG
Messenger RNA from Juglans microcarpa x Juglans regia, 2258 nucleotides. RefSeq names its product nuclear transcription factor Y subunit B-5-like. Gene Ontology annotation, molecular function: protein heterodimerization activity; DNA-binding transcription activator activity, RNA polymerase II-specific; RNA polymerase II cis-regulatory region sequence-specific DNA binding. Gene Ontology annotation, biological process: regulation of transcription by RNA polymerase II. Gene Ontology annotation, cellular component: nucleus; CCAAT-binding factor complex. The record is from RefSeq and is a predicted model, not a curated record. The coding region runs from base 159 to 611 and encodes 150 amino acids. The transcript is spliced from 2 exons. NCBI's taxonomy places the organism in Eukaryota, Viridiplantae, Streptophyta, Magnoliopsida, Fagales, Juglandaceae.